GACGGUGAGUUUAAAUGACAGAAUCUUUUCAAUAAUUUAGACAUUUUUGUGUUUCUAAACUUAAUGACGAAGUUAAUUAUUUAUAAACUUUGGAAUAAUUUAAUUAAUUUAGGGGGGAAAUAGCUGCAAACGAGCACAGCUAACGCUUCGAUGCUAAGUGUGACGUAGUCGUUUAGGAUUUUUUUUUAUUUUUAGGAUUUAUUCUGGUCCAUUUUCGAUUUCAAAUAACGUGAGAGAUGUCUGCAGACACGAAGAUCGCAGAGCUGCUAACGGAGCUCCAUCAGCUCAUCAAACAGACACAGGAGGAGCGGUCUCGCAGCGAACACAACCUGCUCAACAUACAGAAAACCCACGAGAGGAUGCAGACAGAGAACAAAACUUCUCCGUAUUAUCGCACCAAACUGAGGGGUUUGUACACCACAGCUAAAGCAGACGCCGAAGCCGAGUGCAGCAUCCUGCGUCACGCUCUGGACAAGAUCGCAGAAAUCAAGUCCCUGCAGGAGGAGCGGAGGAUCGCCGCGAAGUCUGCCAGGGUUCAGAGUGACAACGACCCCCCCAGGAAGACGAUGCGGCGCGGCGUGCUCAUGACCCUCCUGCAGCAGUCGGCCAUGACGCUACCACUGUGGAUCGGGAAACCCGGAGAGAGCCCCCCUCCUCUAUGCGGGGCCAUCCCGGCCAGCAGCGACUACGUGGCCAAGCAGGGCGACAAGGUGGCGGCCAGAGUGAAGGUGGUGGACGGCGACGAGCAGUGGAUCCUGGCUGAGGUGGUCAGCUACAGCCACUCCACCAACAAGUACGAGGUGGAUGACAUCGACGAAGAGGGCAAAGAGAGACACACCCUGAGCCGGCGCCGGAUCAUCCCCCUCCCUCAGUGGAAGGCCAACCCGGAGACGGACCCCGAGGCUCUGUUCAGCAAGGACCAGCUGGUUCUGGCUCUGUACCCGCAGACCACCUGCUUCUACCGCGCUCUGAUCCACACGCCGCCGCACCGGCCUCAGGACGACUACUCGGUUCUGUUCGAGGACACGUCGUACGCCGACGGUUACUCUCCUCCGCUGAAUGUGGCGCAGCGCUACGUGGUCGCCUGCAAGGAGAACAAGAAGAAAUGAGCGGCGCCGGCAUCAAACGUGGUGGGACAACCUGAACCAAAAAAGAGGCUUCCAGCGCCACCUGUGCUCCAGAAGAGGAACUGCUCAUUGUGGUUCCAAACAGAACCGGGUUGAUCCUGACCCGGGUCACUGUAAACGUUUCCCUUAAGAGCACACAGGACAGUCAGAAAAAGUACUUUUGAAAGAUCAAAGUAAGUCGCCUGAACAAAACAAACUGUGGUUAACGUGAAGCUGGAAGUUGAAUCAUGCCGUCAUUUUUUUUUAGAACAAAACAAAUCCAGAUUAAUAAAAAGAUUUGCUUCUCUAA
Molecule: messenger RNA, 1416 nt
Organism: Oryzias latipes (Japanese medaka)
Lineage: Eukaryota; Metazoa; Chordata; Actinopteri; Beloniformes; Adrianichthyidae
Gene: sgf29
Product: SAGA complex associated factor 29
Cellular component (GO): SAGA complex
Source: RefSeq, a predicted model, not a curated record